Messenger RNA from Trichoderma harzianum CBS 226.95, 1101 nucleotides. RefSeq lists its product as hypothetical. Gene Ontology annotation, molecular function: nucleic acid binding. NCBI's taxonomy places the organism in Eukaryota, Fungi, Ascomycota, Sordariomycetes, Hypocreales, Hypocreaceae. The transcript is spliced from 3 exons. The coding region runs from base 1 to 1101 and encodes 366 amino acids. The record is from RefSeq and is a predicted model, not a curated record.
AUGGCCAUGUACAGCGCUGUCCCGCCUCCUGAGGAGGCCCCUCCUCCCAGCCAGCUUACGGCAAGCAUCAUCUUCCCAGCUGCUCCGCCAUCUGGUGCUCCCAUCGACAUCGAGGCUUGGACCAUCUCGGCGCUUCAAUCGCUCAGCGUUUCGCCCAUUGCCCGCGGCACCGGGAGUCCUCUAUCGAUCCCUCUCGAUGCGCUCCCAACGCCCUCCAAGCGCUCUGCUAGCCGGCAGCAGGUUACCAUCACAACCGCUACCGAGGAAGUUCAGGUUACUGUUGUGGCUCCUCGCAGACCGCCAUCUGCUCGGGACAGUAUGAAGCGCAGAGAGGCCGUCCUGAAGGGCAAGGAAGAUCGUCUCAUGCACGUCCCCAACGUCCAGCCGCCCGAGCCCGUCGACUGGGAAGUCCACCCGACACAUCCCAUCCACCGAGUCCCUUAUCAGCUCGCUCAGUUCUGGGACCAUGGCGUGCGCCAGCGCAUUCAAGACAAGACGGCCAAGCUCCAGGCCGCGCGCAAGAAGCAGCAGCUCAAGACUGGCAGUGCAACAGGCCUCGGUGUAGGUGAGGUGCCGCGCGACCUUCGAGAAGCGACCAAGCGCAGCCCAGUAAUCCGCACCUGGGUCAAGGCCCUUGAGGAGCCUGUGCGACAGUACAUGGUUGAUGAGCGCCGAAGGAAGAAGGCCGAGGAUCAAGCCGACAAUGGCAACGACGAGGACGUGGACAGCGCGGCGGAGGAGAUGGACUCUGAUGAUGAAGAGAUUGUCUUCGUGGGUCGUAACGGCAGAAUGAGAGACUUGCAGGAGAAGAGGGCUGCUGCGGCUGCAGCUGCUGCAAGAUACAGAACUGCCCACCGGCAAGUGUCACAGGAGACGGUUGACUCCGGGCUGGUGUUUGAUUCCUUUGGCGAUGAUGAGAGCGCUGCUUUCAAGCGGUGGCUUACACAUGCCAUCUCGGACUACUAUGGCCUGACAUCAAGGUCAGUCACCUUAGCCAACGCCCAGAGGGUAGUAUACAUCGGCUUGAAGCAAGUUCCGCAGCUGAAGAAAGCUGUUCCUCUCAUUGACCAUCUGCCACGACCUUUGUGGGAGAUCUGCUGA